AUGGCGGAGCUAGAGGCGGAUGUUGGGCGGGUCACAUCCUCUGCUCAGAGUCCCAGCUGCUCCACUAAAGCUCAGGCCACCUCAUUUUUCAAGAAAAAAUACUUUUACUCCCAGCUGUUCCUGUUCCUGCUUUUGCAGCUGUUGUUUACUCUGAGCCUUCUCUCAUAUUGGUACCUGCCUUGUCAGCCUCUGCAGAACUCUUGCUUCUCUGGGCAGUUAUCAUCAUCCAUAACCUCUGUGAUCACCAUCCUGGUGUGGACAUGGCCUUUCAAUAAAACGCCUGAGUCCCCUGAAGGAUUCUACUGCUUUGGCUCCUCAGUUGGAGAGCUGAACUGCCAAAUCACAUUGGACCGUAGCUGGUAUGACAGGGCCCAUGCGGUCAUCAUCCAUCACCCCGAUGUGAGCAGCAACCCCUUCAGACAGCUGCCUACUGAACCACGUCCAACUGGCCAGCGCUGGGUUUGGUUCAGCCUUGAGUCACCCAGCCACUUGAAAAAUCUGGAUGCUAUGGAUGGCCUCUUCAAUCUGACCAUGAGCUACCGAAGUGAUUCAGACAUUUUCACCCCUUAUGGGUGGCUCAAACCACGGGAAGGAGAGAGGAACAAUUCCUUAAUUAGACCCCCCUUUCCCAAGACUAAGCUGGUGGCCUGGGUGGUAAGUAAUUGGAAGAAAGACUCCAUACGAAUGGAAUACUUCCGGAAACUAGAGCCCUAUCUCUCUGUGGACAUCUAUGGUAAACAUCACAUACCAUUACCAACCAAGAAACAGCAGAUCAUCCUCUCCAAGUACAAGUUCUAUUUGGCCUUUGAGAACUCUCUACACCAAGACUACAUCACAGAGAAGCUUUGGCGAAAUGCCUUGAAAGCCUGGGCUAUUCCUAUAGUGUAUGGUCCACCAAGGCACAACUAUGAGCGCUUCUUGCCAUCUGAUGCCUUUAUCCAUGUGGAUGACUUCAAGAAGCCCCAAGAGCUAGCCACCUACAUAAUGAAGCUGAAUACAGAUGAGAAAGGCUACCUGGCAUACUUCCAGUGGCGGGAGCACCUGGAGGUGGUGAUCAGGAUGGGCUGGCACCAGGAGUUCUGUAAGGCAUGCCGAAUCCUCCAAGAGUCACCCACUUACCGGACUCUGCCAAUGCUAUCCAGAUGGUUCACCUGA
Molecule: messenger RNA, 1155 nt
Organism: Gracilinanus agilis (Agile Gracile Mouse Opossum)
Lineage: Eukaryota; Metazoa; Chordata; Mammalia; Didelphimorphia; Didelphidae
Gene: FUT6
Product: fucosyltransferase 6
Exons: 2
Coding region: 1-1155 (384 amino acids)
Cellular component (GO): membrane
Molecular function (GO): alpha-(1->3)-fucosyltransferase activity
Source: RefSeq, a predicted model, not a curated record